Molecule: messenger RNA, 1137 nt
Organism: Labrus mixtus (cuckoo wrasse)
Lineage: Eukaryota; Metazoa; Chordata; Actinopteri; Labriformes; Labridae
Product: PTB domain-containing engulfment adapter protein 1-like
Exons: 7
Coding region: 187-714 (175 amino acids)
Source: RefSeq, a predicted model, not a curated record
UCGACCUAUCUUUGUGUAUUGAAAAUAUUUCCAGGAUCAACCUGUUUAUCUGAUAAGGGCAAUAAGGAAGAAACAACCGUUACUGAUUAACUCCAACAGACUUUACACUGCAGCCUUCGAUAUUCAACAAGAAGCCCAGUCCCUCUUUCAAAAGGGUUACGUUUUGUUUCCGGCAGCUGUGUCACAAUGAGCGACAUUUCAGAAGACGAUAACGAGAUCUCCUUCUCGUUGAAGUUUCUUGGCCGAGUUAAGGUGGGUCGCCCUGGUGGACUGCAGACCCUGGAUGACGCCAAUCAGGACUUAAAGAAACCACAGAAUCACAACUUAGAAAAGGCAGCGAAGAAGAGCAAAGUCCAUUUCUUCCUGACGAUGAGCGGGAUAGACAUUUUAGAAAACAAAACCAAGUUUUUGGUGUACUCGUGCCCUCUGACCAGCAUUUCCUUCUGUGCCGUGAUCCCAACUUCACCCAAAGUCUUUGGCUUUGUGGCGCAAAACCCUGCUGCAGACACGUACUACUGUUAUCUGUUCCAGAGCACGAAGUUUUCUCAUGUGCUGGUGUCCUUAAUCGGGGACGCCUGCCGAGCUUCAAAAACUGAGAAAAACACCAGGGGAAACCGAGAUCUGAAAGUGGAAGCACUCAGACAUAAGAAUAAACUGCUGCAAAGAGAGAAUGAGGAGCUGAAGAGGAAGCUUUUACAGCAGACUGAUGCUUAAUAAUCUAAGCUGUAGCACCUGUACACACAUGAACACAAAAAUACUCUUUCACAUCCCUUUCUCUGUGUUUUGAGAUUUACACAAAGUGUUUCUUCAGGAAAUUCUCAAGCAGGUUGAUUGAUCACAGUUAAGGGAAGGACGAAUGGAAAAAUUACAUUGAUAAUAAAGUCUCAGUUGACAAAAAAAUAUUUAUUGUUUAAAGCACUUCUGUUGUCUUUUUAUCUCUUUAUGAGGUCUUUUAUAUAUAUCGAGUCCAUUUUAGAUGCAUUAUCUGGAUCCAUUAGAGGGCGACAGUGAGCUCGCCAACUAUCAUCCAACUACCGAGAAAUAGACGGGUGCGUUUACAUCGAUUCAGAGUGUCGGAAUAAUUAAUUUUCAUUGUUGUGCUUCACUGAUUAAACAAAUAAAGUCAUGAGAAAUUUG